GAGGGAGUGGGCUGUGCGCCCGGGGCCGGCGCCGCCUCCCGCUGCCGGGACUGGCGCCGCUGUGGGGGUGAGUGCGUUGCUCGGCCCGGCUCACUUUAUCCUCCUUCUUUCCGUCAGCAUUGCCAGCGUUGGUGGAAAACCGAGCUUUGCAAAAUGAACAAAGAUGCCCAGAUGAGAGCCACCAUUAACCAAAAGCUGAUAGAAACGGGAGAGCGAGAGCGCCUUAAAGAUUUGCUGAGAGCCAAGUUAAUUGAGUGUGGCUGGAAGGAUCAGUUGAAGGCACAUUGCAAAGAUGUCAUUAAAGAAAAAGGAUUAGAGCAUGUUACGGUUGAUGAUUUGGUGGCAGAAAUCACUCCCAAAGGUAGAGCCUUGGUACCAGACAGUGUGAAGAAAGAACUCUUACAGAGAAUAAGAACGUUCCUCGCCCAGCAUGCCAAUCUUUAACUUCAGUGGUUGUCUUGGAUACAGCAUUUCUGUUUCUGCAUUAUGUCAUUCAUGUCAGGAUUGGAAUGCAGUUUCCAUGCUUAAGGAUUGAAAUUCCUUUUUUGUUUUUUUUUUUUUCAUAAGAUGAGUUGAAAUUUCGUUGCACUGCAUCAAUUUCUGGUGUUAUUUUAAUAAAAAAUUAUGUGGACUUGUG
This is a messenger RNA of Numida meleagris (helmeted guineafowl), 637 nucleotides long. It is a transcript of the gene ENY2, whose product is annotated as ENY2, transcription and export complex 2 subunit. Gene Ontology annotation, biological process: positive regulation of DNA-templated transcription; regulation of transcription by RNA polymerase II; poly(A)+ mRNA export from nucleus. The transcript is spliced from 5 exons. Gene Ontology annotation, molecular function: transcription coactivator activity; chromatin binding. Gene Ontology annotation, cellular component: DUBm complex; SAGA complex; nuclear pore. The record is from RefSeq and is a predicted model, not a curated record. Bases 154 to 444 code for a protein of 96 amino acids. Lineage: Eukaryota; Metazoa; Chordata; Aves; Galliformes; Numididae.